AUGGAGGCUGUCUGGGACUACACCUUCAAGAAGCUCGGGAUUGUCAAUCCUGCGGACCACAAGGUUCUACAAACUGAAGCCGCUCUAAAUCCUUCUCGCAAUCGUGAGAAGAUGGUCGAGAUUAUGUUUGAGAAGUAUGGCUUUGCUGGAGUGAACGUAUCCGUGCAGGCCAUUUUAGCGCUGAACUCGCGUGGCUUGCAGUCAGGCUUUGUGGUUGAUUCUGGAGAUGGGGUCACUCAUUUGGUACCGGUUACUGAAGGCUAUUUGGAGCCAGCACUGGUUCAAAGAGUAAACUUGGCAGGGAGACAUGUGACAGAGCAGCUCAUGAAGCUUCUUGUAGGUCAAGGGCAUCCUUUGAACUCUACAACUGACUUCGAGACUGUUCGCGAGGUCAAGCAGAAAUUGUGUUAUGUGGCUUACGAUCCGGAAGCCGAGAAAAAACUUGCAAGAGAGACAACGCUUGUUGACAGGCAGUACGUGCUGCCGGACAGUCGCACAAUGCGAGUUGGGGCUGAACGUUUCAUGGCGCCUGAAAUCUUGUUCAACCCAGCUUUGGCUGGGCAUGGAGAUGCGGAUGGGUUGGCCGACUUGGUUUUCAACACCAUCAGGAAAUCUGACAUCCAUGUUCAGAAGGAUUAUUUCCAGCAGAUCCUGCUGUCUGGCGGAACGACAAUGUUUCCAGGGAUGUCUUCAAGACUUGAAAAGGAUCUCAAGGCUCUCUACCUGAAGAAUGUACUUCGUGGAGACACCUCACGUGCCAGUAAAUUCAGGGUUCAUGUGGAGGCAGAUCCGAUGGAAACUCAGUUUGUUGAUCUGCCUGACUCCAUACUUUGCCAAGUGCAGCAUGUGGCAAGCCAAGAUCAAUUGAGGAAGUCCUUGAAAAGAACGCAUGAUAUCUUCGUUGGAAAUGAAGAGCUCAAGCGUGUUGAGGACGGCCGAGGCACAGACAUGAUGCUCCGAAUGAAAAUGCAUGAUGAGUAUGAACACAUUCGGGAUGUGCCGGAACAGGUGACCGAUGAGAAUGCUGUGUUGCCAUUCCUGCGCAGCGCUCCUGCUGAUGAUGCGACAAGAGAGGCUCUGCCUUCAUCAAUCACGCAGAUGCUGACGGAUGGGGAAACUGGCCAAAAAUCUGGUCCUGCAGUCGGACCGGUGAUGCCACUAGUGCCCAAAGUUUCUGGAGAUCCUUCGACACAGAUUCAGGUGCGUCCCCUUCGAGAGCGUCCUGAAAUUCCGAAGCCCAUAUGGCAUCCACCGUGGAAGUUGAUGAGGGUUAUGUCGGGACACGAAGGCUGGGUACGUACAGUUGCAGUGGAUCCGACAAAUGAAUGGUUUGCAUCCUCUGGGAACGAUCGCCUCAUUAAGAUUUGGGAUUUGGCAAGCGGCACGCUGAAAUUGUCUUUGACAGGGCAUGUCAGCACAGUCCGGGCUGUGGCAAUUUCUGACAGGCAUCCGUACCUAUUCAGUGCUUCCGAAGAUUGUGAAGUGAAGUGCUGGGAUUUGGAGCAGAACAUGGUGAUUCGAAACUACCAUGGGCACCUUAGUGGCGUCUACUGCCUCGUUCUGCACCCCACCUUGAAUAUCCUUGCAACAGGUGGUCGAGAUGGUUCCGUGCGCAUUUGGGACAUGCGGACGAAGACUGGCAUUUUUGUAUUCACCGGUCACACCAAUGCCAUUUGCUCAUUGGCAUCACAGGCUUCUGAGCCGCAAUUCAUCAGCGGCUCCAUGGACAGAAUGGUUCGGCUAUGGGAUUUGGCAGCUGGCAAAUGUGCUGUUACAUUGACCAAUCACAAGAAGAGUGUGAGGGCUCUGGCAAUCCACCCGACGGAAUACACUUUUGUCUCGUGCUCUUCAGACAACAACAAGGUGUGGAAGUGUCCCAAAGGGGCUUUCGAGCGCAACAUUCAGGGCCACAAUUCCAUUGUCAAUUGCUGUACAAUCAGAGAAGGGCAGCAGGGCUCAUCACAGCUCAUCGCUGGCACGGACAACGGCUAUUUGCAUUUCUGGGAUUGGAGAAGUGGCCACAAGUUUCAGAGCUUGGAGGCCAUCCCACAGCCUGGCAGCAUGAGUGCAGAGAAUGCGAUCUUUGACAUGGCGCUAGACCAGAGCGGAAGCCGCCUAAUCACUGCGGAGUGUGACAAGACUGUCAAAAUCUACCGGGAGGAUCCCAAUGCAACUCCGGAAACGCAUCCUUUGAAUUGGAAGGCACCCAAGCUAAAUGCGGAUCACCGCUACUGAGCGUGGAGCAUGUCUGUUUGCCUACAACGCAGUCAACGAUCCGAGUUCGUGCCUGCAC
Molecule: messenger RNA, 2293 nt
Organism: Cladocopium goreaui
Lineage: Eukaryota; Dinophyceae; Suessiales; Symbiodiniaceae
Source: the annotation of a GenBank genome assembly